AGAGCCACCUCUCGGCCCGAGCGCGAGGCCACCGCGGGGGGCCGCGGCCGCCGAGGCGAACUGUGCGCGAUGGCGGCCGGCCGCUCAGAGAGGCCGAGGUCUCCCAGGUGCCGAUGCUGGCGGCUCGGCGCCCUGUUCCUCGGCGGGCUGGCCGCGCUGAAGCAGGGGGUCGGCUUUGCCUCGCCGCGCACCUCGAGGCCGCGCGGCGAGGGCCUGGCCAGAGUGGCAGGUCGGGCCAUGGUCAAGGACCCGCUCCAGGGCGUCUCUCCAGAAGUCGAGAGGGCGAACAGCAUGUGGGCCCGGCGGCUGGAGGACAUCUUCUUGUCCGGCUCGAGGCUUUGGGCUGCGAUGCAGAAGCAGGGCAACACCAAGAAGUUUUACUUCAUCGGCACCAACGGCAAUAUGGGUGACCAG
This is a messenger RNA of Prorocentrum cordatum, 414 nucleotides long. Lineage: Eukaryota; Dinophyceae; Prorocentrales; Prorocentraceae. The record is from the annotation of a GenBank genome assembly.